Carya illinoinensis is the source of this 981-nucleotide messenger RNA. RefSeq names its product auxin-responsive protein SAUR50-like. The transcript has a single exon. Bases 314 to 646 code for a protein of 110 amino acids. The record is from RefSeq and is a predicted model, not a curated record. Gene Ontology annotation, biological process: response to auxin. Lineage: Eukaryota; Viridiplantae; Streptophyta; Magnoliopsida; Fagales; Juglandaceae.
ACACACAGAGAAGGGUCCCAUGUUGUCUAUACAGGACACAACAAUGUAGGGCAAGCCCAAGUGGCGUUGGAACCUCAAUGCAUGCCCUUGCUCACAGUUGCCCCCAAAUCACUUAUGUCUUCUGUUCUUACGCCCACUUUCCACAUGAUCACGUUGUUUUCUGAUCUCCCUCCCUUCCAAACCUCACCAUAAAUACCCUCUACCUCCCUUCCAAACUUCACACUCCUUUCUGGCUACUAGCUAGUACCCUAGCCCUUCCCCACUAGUCCUACAUUUUUUAGCACAAAUUGUCAAAGCAUUACCUUGGUGAAAAAUGGCUCUAAAAAAAUCUAGCAAACUUCCUCAUGCAGCAGCUUUGAAGCAGAUUCUGAAAAGAUGCUCAAGCUUUGGGAAGAAGAAUGACUACAAUAAUGAAGAGGACCUUCCUGAUGAUGUGCCAAAAGGCCAUUUUGUUGUCUAUGUGGGAGAGAACAGAAGCAGAUACGUCAUUCCCAUUUCAUGGCUGGCUCACCCUCAGUUCCAAAGUCUGCUUCAAAGAGCUGAGGAAGAGUUUGGCUUUAAUCACGACAUGGGUCUUACCAUUCCUUGUGAAGAAAUUGUUUUUAGGUCUCUAACGUCGAUGAUCAGAUCAAGUUAUGACGACUGAAAAUAGGGUUCUUUGGAAAUAUAAAAUAACUUCUGCUACAACUAAUUUGAGUGAAGAGAUUCAUUGAUAGUAGCCUAUAAUUAGCCUUUUGACAAACUUUUUACUCUCUAGUAGGGCUAGCGCUUUAUGAUAUGUUUGGCUGCUGGAUAAAGUAGAGAGUAAAUAUUGCAGCGGGAGAUCACCAUCCAUGAGCUUCAAGAUUUCUGAAAAAGAUAGAUCAGAUUACCAGAUAUAGAUCUUCAUUUAUGGAUGAAAUGGAAAGGUACCACUUGUAAUAAUUCUUUGUUGGCAUGAUUUAUUGCUUGAUUUGCAGAAGGCGCUUACUUAUCUGCUUA